CCAGCGACGUUUCGUGCCCGAGGCCCAGCUAAGAUUUCUGAACAAUGCUACCGCCUAUCUGUCAACCCCUUAUUACAGACCAAUUCAGACCGUAUUGGUCACCACGUGCCCUUAUAAAUCCCAAAGUUCAUCUUACAAAGUCCCAUCGCAAGGGAGAAACACAAACGCAUAGAUACAAAAUAAUUACCCCUAUUGAAUCGCCUAUACGCCGUAUGGACCUGAAAACUCAAUUUCGCUGCACAAGAAUACGGAGUAAGCCGUAUCGGUUGAUAGCUAUGCGACCGAUGUAAUUAAAUCUGGGUAUAAGGUGCAGACGAAGUGUGGGGCAAGCAGCGACUUGCGCGGUUUGUAUUUUGGCAAUUUGCAUCGCUUCGUGUUUGUUGAACACGUCAGCCAGCAGCUGCCAAUAACGCACGCGGGCAACACGCAAUGAUCGAACACACCGUGUUUACACUGCGUCUCGUACACACAGAGGCGACCAGUGACUCAACGACUGCUCUACAUCAUACCGGUGGUCUCGAAACCAUUAGGAAUCGGACAUUUGUCUCGAAUACAAUGCAGUUAUGAAUUAGAAAGAAAAGGCGAGAAGCUACAUUUUAGACUGCGUAAUUGUUUGGGGCAAAUAUUGUUGACGAGCGCCUAUGCAUGCUGGAACAGCGCGAGGGGGGGGGGUGGCCAGCACCACAGCGCACACACACUGAAUGUCAACACUGCGGAGGUGUUCGCUGUUGCCCUGCUGUAUAACUCUCUGAUGUGUUUGUCGUGGUUGCACCGCGUGUUGUUAGUUGCUGAAGAAGCUUGCACCACGUGGAGCAAUAACGUCGGACAUCGGACCGAGCUGAGCGCGGUCGAACCCAAACGCACGUGGUGGCGCAGCGCUGCGCCGAGUGUCAAUGCUUGCUGCGCAACCUCAGGGCACCGAUGUCUUCUGCAGCGAAUCUUGGCUGGCACAGCAUCGCCAAGGGUGGCAUCGUCAUCCCUCGCCCACCCGUGGACCCGAGAGACCGGGCACAUCGUGGCACCCCCAGGGACCCCGUCGCGCUCUCCCUGCCACCCAUCGGGAACCGCGGGGACCCCGGGCCCUGCACCCCAAGGAGAGGGGACCCAACUUCCUUUCGGGACCAGCAGCAGCAGCCGCAGCACCGCGCCACGCCUCGCCGUCUCCUCGCCCUGCAACCGAAGCAGACGCUGCGGCAUUCGUGGCCAGGGUUUGUCAGGGGGCCCCAAGGGAUGGGACAUCGGGGAUCCCUCCUCCUUGGGGGUCGGAGUGAGGGUAGACUUUGUCAGCCUAGGCCACCCGCGGGCGAGAAGGGGGGCACAGCAGAGGGAGGAGCUCUCCCGGGUGCCGAAGGAGACCCGGCGGCUCCGUUCUCCCUGUGCCUCACCCCGGAGGCGAUCGGGGUCCUGCAGAAGAGGAGGCUCGCCCAGGGGCUGCGGCUGGGAGGAGUGGACGAGGAGGGAGAGAAGAAGCGACGAGGGCAGGCGGGGAGGGGGCGAGGUGUGGGCCACGUGGCGAGUGGAGAACUGGUCCAAGGAUUUGGAGGCGAGAUCUUCAGCGAGACGGAGGUACCAAAGGGACUUCUCAGGAUUUCUCUGCUCAACGACAGACAUCGCUACGACGACGUGGAGUACGAGGACGAUGAUGACGACCGUGGUGGUGGUGGUGGUGGAGUGAAGUCAGCCAGGACGCUGCACGUGGACGCAGGGGUUCGUGACAAGUGCGUGAUGUGGCUGCGAGGGCUGGAGGAGGCAAGGGGAGGUCACAGUCUGCCUCACCUCAUUCUCUAGACAUCGUCAACAUCUUUAUCAGUCUUCACUUCGGCUGGAGGAAUCCGAUGAGCUAUGAAGCUCUUUUUUCACAGACGUUCAGUAGAGGCAGUCGGCAAGUUAAAUCAUCAUCAUCAUCGUCAGCAUCGUCACGUUGCCAUGAGAUAAUCAGGAGCAUAAUCGUUGAAUUCACAUGAUUCAUAAUGAUGUUUAAUACACAUUUGCAUGUUAUGCAUUAAGAAAGGUCUAUCACCAUCAUCAUCGCUAUCAACAUCCACGUAAUUUAAUUCAUAUCCUCACAAUCACAGAUGGCUCACGUGAUUACCAUGAGUUAAUCAUUGACAUCGCCAUUCAAUUCACAUCAUCAUCAUCAUCACAUUAAAUUCACAUUGUCAUGACGCAUAUCGGGCCGUGGUGGCUAUGCACGUCGCCUGCAAUCCAGCGCUCUGGGGGCAGCAGCGAGGGUUGGCAGUGCCGGACUAAGCUGGUGCGGGGCCUGUUGCGUGAUGUUAUAAAGGGGCCCUAAAAUAAAUAAAAACACAGAAAUAUUAAAACACUAUUUUUUUUACUUACGUAGUAAAGUAAUUGUAUUUUUUCAUUUGUUAUACAGCCAGAUAAUAUGACACAUAGCUAACCUUAAACAUCCAGUCCUUCAUAAAAGUUGAAGGCGGUAUAGUACUAUAGUAAUAGAGCAAGUGCAGAAUCACUGAACCGGAAUUGA
Messenger RNA from Lethenteron reissneri (Far Eastern brook lamprey), 2488 nucleotides. It is a transcript of the gene PRR18, whose product is annotated as proline rich 18. NCBI's taxonomy places the organism in Eukaryota, Metazoa, Chordata, Hyperoartia, Petromyzontiformes, Petromyzontidae. The record is from RefSeq and is a predicted model, not a curated record.